Messenger RNA from Erigeron canadensis, 2098 nucleotides. Its product is annotated as rop guanine nucleotide exchange factor 5-like. The transcript is spliced from 7 exons. Lineage: Eukaryota; Viridiplantae; Streptophyta; Magnoliopsida; Asterales; Asteraceae. Gene Ontology annotation, molecular function: guanyl-nucleotide exchange factor activity. The record is from RefSeq and is a predicted model, not a curated record. Bases 98 to 1831 code for a protein of 577 amino acids.
ACUUUGAAAAAAAACCAAACACCCAAAUAUAUAUCUACUUAUAUUUUCUUGUAUGUAUAUGUAAGUAAUCACAAAAAAAAAAUCUUGGAAUUUAAGAAUGUCAAAUUCUUCAAGUAAUUUUGAUUCAUUUGAAAAUAGCAUAAGUAGCUCAAAUUCAAGCAAUUUUCAUAACACUUGUUCUUCUAAAGAAUAUUGUUCUUCUGAUUCACCAACUGCUCAUCUUGGUUGGCCUAUUAGAAAAGCUCAAUUAUUGACCAAGGUUGAUCAAGAUAAUGGCAAACUGAAACCCCAUUUGGAUGUUGAUUCCAAAGCCCAAAUGGGUUGCAAAAUUUCAGAAAUGGAGAUGAUGAAAGAAAGAUUUGCAAAGUUGUUGCUUGGUGAAGACAUGUCAGGAAGUGGCAAAGGGGUUUGCACAGCUUUAGCUAUUUCAAAUGCCAUUACAAAUCUUUGUGCAACUGCAUUUGGUCAAUUAUGGAGAUUGGAACCUUUACAAAGCGAGAAGAAACAUAUGUGGCAAAGAGAAAUGGAAUGCCUUCUUAGUGUGAGUGAUCAUAUCGUUGAGUUAAUACCGUCGUGGCAAACGUUUCCUGAUGGAAGUAAGCUCGAGGUCAUGACUUGUAGACCAAGAUCAGACAUUUUCAUCAACCUUCCAGCUCUAAAAAAACUCGACAACAUGCUUCUGGAAAUACUAGAUAGUUUCAUCAACACCGAGUUCUGGUAUGUUGAUCAGGGAAUAGUAGCUCCAGAGGCCGACGGCUCAGGCUCGUUCCGUAAACCUCCACAACGUCACCAAGAAAAGUGGUGGCUUCCGGUGCCACGUGUCCCUUCUGGCGGCCUCCAAGAAGAGAACAGGAAACAGUUGACCCAUAAACGAGAAUGUGCAAGUCAGAUUCUAAAAGCAGCAAUGGCUAUCAACAGUAAUGUUUUAUCAGAAAUGGAGGUUCCUGAAUCAUAUUUUGAAGCUCUCCCAAAGAAUGGGAGAGCUAGUUUAGGAGAUGUUAUAUAUCGUUAUAUAACUUCAGAACAAUUUUCAGCAGAGUGUUUGUUAGAUUGUCUUGAUCUUUCAUCAGAACAUGUGGCUUUAGAGAUUGCAAACCGCGUUGAAGCAGCAAUAUAUGUGUGGCGCAAAAGGGUUCACUCAAGACCUAAUUUACCGCAGCCAAACAGGUCUGCAGCUAAAGCCUCGUGGGAUAUGGUGAAGGACUUAAUGGCUGAUGGCUACAAGAGGGAUUCACUAGCGGACCGAGCUGAAAGUCUUUUACUUUGUUUAAAACAUCGGUUUCCUGGUCUAACUCAAACCUCAUUAGACAUCAGCAAGAUUCAACACAACAAGGAUGUUGGAAAAUCGAUCUUGGAGAGCUACUCAAGAGUUCUGGAGAGUUUAGCAUUCAACAUUGUGGCACGUAUAGAUGAUUUACUUUACGUAGAUGAUUUAACUAGACAAUCAGACGAUCUAUCAUCCACGGUCAAUGUAACUUCACACAAACGAGUUGCAAUCCCAUUUAUACCAUCUUCAGGGACACCAUACAAAUCUGCUUUCGCUACUCCAAAGUUUUCUCCUGGACCCCUAGUAGCAGCCCCUAUAACGUGUGACAGAACUCCAUCAUUGAGCGGAAACUGCAACAAGCCUCCUAGACGUGGUUUUGGGGUUAAACGUGCAUUGACAAGCUAUCUAGCUGGCGAGACAAAGGGAAAGAGUAACGGUCCGUUGCUUGAAGCUCCUACCGGUUUACUUUCCAUAAGAAAUGGUGAUAUGCCGCCUGCUCGUGGUAGCAUCAGCGGGCCGUUGAGCGAGAAAGAGAACCGGAAUCCAACCAGGAUGGAAAGAUGAUCACAGUUUAAUCUGUUGUGUUAAAGUUCAUUUAGGUGUUAAAAGAUGUUAUAUGUCCUACACAAUGAGGAUCAUUAGCCCUCAUAGUUAAUUAACCUUUACAAUUUAUAUAUUCAAGAUUGUGCCUAUUCUUUUAUCCACUUCAUUUGGUUCACCAUAUAUUAUGGUGCAACCUUUAGGAGACUUAAGUUGGUUAGGAUUUAUUUGAAAAUAGAAUAGAAUUGAAUGUGAUGUAUUUUCUAAUAAUACUAUUUCUUUUAUGGAUCA